AUGCCGUCCUGGAAGCGUCUCAUACGGUUCGAAUCGACAGACGGCAAGACCCUGCGGGGUGAGCCGAUCCUACCCUCACCAGAUUUCGAUGUGGGUACAACAACAGAAGAGACAAGACUGAAGGCGAAAGUCAUCGAGGUCGCCAACAACGAUAUCUUCGACCCUGCGACAAAGGUUACAGACCAAGAAGUAACGGUCAAGAAACUCCUCGGUCCCGUGACAACUGAUGAAGUCCCCAUCAUUCGCUGCAUCGGGCUGAACUUCAUCAAGCACAUUCAGGAAGGUGGUCGCACGCUACCACCCUACCCUUCCACCUUCAUCAAGGCCAACACCUGCCUGAACGACCAUGGCGCACCCAUUGUUAUUCCAAAACUAGCACAAGACAAUCAAGCCGAUUACGAAGGUGAACUUUGCUUCAUUAUCUCCAAGGAUGCCCUGAAUGUUUCAGAAGCCGAUGCCUACAAAUACGUGGGCGGUUACCUGUGCGGCAAUGAUGUCAGCUCAAGAAAGCUGCAGCGCGACCCUAAGCUUGCAGGCACUGUGCCGCAAUGGAAUUUCUCCAAGGGGUUUGACACCUACGCGCCGCUAGGCCCGCAGAUUGUCAGCACUGAGGUUGUGCCCGACCCUUCCAAGCUGUACCUGAAGACCAUUGUGAAUGGAGAUGUAAGGCAGAGUGAAACAAUCGAUGAUCUGUGCUUCAAGAUUCACACCAUCGUAAGCUACUGCAGCCAGGGAACUACGCUGAAGAAGGGCACUGUUAUCAUGACAGGAACUCCUAGUGGUGUCGGCUACGCCAUGAAGGAACCACAGUUCUUGAAGCCGGGCGAUGUCGUAGAAGUUAACAUCAAUGCGAUAGGAACACUGCGAAACACAGUCGAAUACGCGUGA
Molecule: messenger RNA, 888 nt
Organism: Didymosphaeria variabile
Lineage: Eukaryota; Fungi; Ascomycota; Dothideomycetes; Pleosporales; Didymosphaeriaceae
Exons: 3
Coding region: 1-888 (295 amino acids)
Molecular function (GO): catalytic activity
Source: RefSeq, a predicted model, not a curated record